This is a messenger RNA of Fusarium keratoplasticum, 813 nucleotides long. RefSeq lists its product as uncharacterized. The record is from RefSeq and is a predicted model, not a curated record. The transcript has 2 exons. Gene Ontology annotation, biological process: proteolysis. NCBI's taxonomy places the organism in Eukaryota, Fungi, Ascomycota, Sordariomycetes, Hypocreales, Nectriaceae. Gene Ontology annotation, molecular function: metalloendopeptidase activity; ATP binding; ATP-dependent peptidase activity. The coding region runs from base 1 to 813 and encodes 270 amino acids.
AUGGCUCCCGCACCCUCCAGUGAGCCCUACGGCAUCGGCCAUGGCGUUGAAGAUGUCGCCAACAGUCUGCUACGGCGUGAUCUUCAGAACCCUACACAUACGCAACAGGUGACGCUGGGCAUCAUCGCCGUCUACGUGGUCGUCAUUGCGAUUCUAUGGAACGUUCCCUAUGUCCGCAUGGUUCUCUGGCCCUUCAAGAUGCUGGUCAUCGCCUUUCACGAAUUUGGACAUGCCAUCACGGCUGUGCUCACUGGAGGCAAGGUCAAGUCCAUCAGCCUCGAUCCCAACGAAGGAGGUGUCACGCACAUGAUUGGCGGCAAGAGCGCCAUCACUCUACCAGCUGGCUAUCUGGGCUCUUCCAUCAUCGGCGCUCUCCUGACCUUUUGCGGUUUCAACAUUGUCGCCAGCAAAGUAGCUAGCAUCGUCUUGGCCGUCUGCUUCCUCCUGACCCUGUGGUGGGGUAAGCGAGACUGGCUGACGAUCCUUACUAUUUUGCUCGCCGUCGGCCUCCUCAUCGCCUGUUGGUUCAUUUCACACGCCCAGGCCCUUCGCUUCGUCGUGCUCUUUAUUGGCGUCAUGUCGUCGCUCUACAGCGUGUGGGAUAUCUGCGACGAUCUGAUCCUGCGUAAAGUAAACUCUUCCGACGCCAGCGUUUUCGCCAAGAGGUACGGCGGCUCCUCGCAGUGCUGGGGUGUCAUCUGGUCCAUCAUUUCGGUUUGCUUCAUGGCUGCUGGCAUCGUUGCUGGCCUGGCUGCCUUUUCUCAGUCGUUUGAGCAACAAGAGAAGGACUCUCAGAAGUUCAUUCCCACCUAG